UUGACCUGUAUAAAAUAGCACGCCAAUCUGGGCUCUUAAAGAGUCGGCCUUUUGCUGCCAAACCCUUCAAAUACUAGCACCACCAUAAUGACGUUAUUUGUUUUCCUUGCCGCCACUUUGGCGCUCGCGACCGCCGGUACGGUCGAGCCUUCUCUCAAACUCGCCGUCGAGUCGGGCAGCGCGACCGAAGCGAUCUUCGAACUGCCUCAAAUCAUUGACCAAAUCGAAUCCAACCUGGUCCUCCAGUCCCUUACAGGAGACGCCAAGAUAAUGCUACGCAAGUAACGAAUGCCGUAAAUUGCAAUGGGAAUAUCCGCAGUUGUUCUGAAACCAAACUUUUUGACUUGCAAUGGAACGUUUUUCAAACUACAUCGGGAUUUCUUAACGAAUGAUAUCAAAAAAUCAAGUUAAAAAUUAGGAAUUAUCACUAAUAUUUUCCUUGAAUAGCCCGUAGGAAACUAUUUGGAUCAGAGUUCAAAGUCCACCAUGAUUUUCGUCCAGUGGAGGAAUAAGAUGCUGAACAUUUACUUAAAAAUCGAACUUUGCCUCCAAUAUUUUUCUUUAAAGUGGACAUUCAACGGAAAGUAUCAUGUGAUUCCUAAUUUUUGGCUUGACUUUUUAAUAUACUCUCUAGAUAAUCUUGGUGUAGCUUGAAGAAAGGUUCAACUUUUAGUUUGAUUUUUUUUGGAAUUUUGAUUUAAAUUUAAGUUUUCAUUUUAAAAAUAUCUACAAAUAAAAUUUUAGCCUUCAAUCGGAUUCAGGUUUUUCAUCUUCAACGAACAAAUUAAAAUCUCGUCAGUCUUACACAAAUAAAUAAAUACAAAAUAAAUACAAAUAAAUACAUAAAUAAAUACAAGUCAAAUUGUUACUCAGAUUUUAGAGCAGGCAAAUUUUACUUGAGAAACAAUAAUUUCAUUUUAGGGACGUGAAAAGCAUAUCAGGCUGCCAUAGGCUUCCGUGGCUUCCGAAAAGACACGCACGCUAUAAACCCUAGUUGCUGGAAAAUAGCAAAUUUUGAAAUAGAUAAAUAAUAAAUUGACGCUUUUGUUGGUAAAUGGACUAACUUGCUGCUAGCUUUCUUUGUGAACUGAUAUAUGUCGAGAAUUAAAUAAAAACAGAACUACCCGUUACCCGUGCGGGUAGUUCUCGCUACCCGCAGAAAACGGGUACCCGCAAGAAUCGUGCGGGUAUGCGGGUAACGGGUACCCGACCCGUUACCCGCGGCAACCCUACUAAUCUCCUAAUCUCCACACUUCAAGGCCUCACCUCCGCUGCGCAAGCUCCCUUCGUCUCCGUCGCGGAAUUCCUCGGGCUCGAAACCCAGCAAUUCUGGGGUUCAAACAUCAUCCUGGUCAAAAACUUAACUCCCUCCAAACUCUCCUCCCUCGCAGCCACACCCGGAGAUUUCAUCAUCCGUAAACAACACACCGCCUACGUCGACUCGAUCGUCGAAGGCCAUGAAUUUCAGACCCUCAACUCCACCCAAAAUCCGUCAUGGGGCAUUGCCCGAAUCCGGGCUUCUGACGCCUGGGCCGUCACAAACGGGACCGGCAUCGUCGUUGGCAUCAUCGACACCGGCGUCAAUGUUGGACACGAAGCCCUCGCCGGCGGAUAUGCCGGCGCCUGGUCGGACCCCUGGUACGGCACUGAUGGACCAACUGACACACAUGGUCAUGGAACUCACUGCGCGGGAACGAUCCUAGGACGAGCUAACGGGAUAGGGGUAGCGCCUGGAGCAACAUGGGUCGCCUGCCGCGGGUUGAACGAUCAAGCCGGAGCAGUUGAGACAACUCUGACCCAUUGCGCUGAAUGGAUGCUGGGCGCCAACCCGCGACCCCAUAUCGUUUCAAACUCGUGGGUUUAUAGUUCUGGGGUAAACUGGUACAACCCUCAGAUCGCGGCUUGGCGAAAUGCUGGAAUCACCCCAGUUUUCGUACUUGGAAACGCUGGACCUGCCUGCGGAACUGCGCAAUCUCCGGGGGAUCAGGAAAACGUGAUAUCUUUCGGAGCCACCACGGAUACCGAUGCCGUUGCCAGUUUCUCAUCCAGGGGUCCAACGCCUCAUGGACAGAUUAAACCCGAUUUCUCUGCUCCGGGAAUUCUUAUCGUUUCCGCUGGGACUGGAAGCGAUAACUACGUUUCUAUGUCCGGGACUUCAAUGGCUACCUUACACGCCGCCGGAGCAGUCGCCCUUAUCCGCGCGGCCAAUCCGGAUUGGAGUUUCGAACAGACUUGGGACUCACUUAACGCUGGGGCAGCCGCCCCUCCCAUGACCAACACGGACAGAGUUUGCGGACUCCCAUUUUUCCCUAGCGAUUUCCCAAAUUAUACAUUUGGUUUCGGCCGUAUCGACGUGGCUGCUUCUCUUGGUGUAUAAAUUUGUCCAUGUUGAACUAAUUCUGCGGAGAAUAAACCCUAAAAACCGGUCUUAAAUAUUUACUUACUUAAUUGGUUUAAAUCUGCUUCUAAAUAAUAUUUAACAAUUUUGCGAUAAACAAAAUUUCUGUUUCGUUUAACUGUUUCGUUAACUGAUUACAUUAAAGAACACACAUUACAGACUAUUGGA
Molecule: messenger RNA, 2566 nt
Organism: Folsomia candida
Lineage: Eukaryota; Metazoa; Arthropoda; Collembola; Entomobryomorpha; Isotomidae
Product: bacillopeptidase F
Exons: 4
Coding region: 1190-2377 (395 amino acids)
Biological process (GO): proteolysis
Molecular function (GO): serine-type endopeptidase activity
Source: RefSeq, a predicted model, not a curated record